GGGAUAACCCUACUUUUCAGGAUCGCCUCUCCUCCUACUCUGCCUGUAAAUAAUGAGACUGGACGCUUAGCUUAGCCAGCAUUUGCUCGCUAGCCUGCAAGGCUGUGCGUAUUCUUUUAUUAUUAACAAUGUUUUUUUUUACUUUAUAAAACACGACCCUUGAUGCGGAUCACACAGACAUAACUGGAAGGUGGGACUCUCAAGGCGAGGAUCCAUGGCAAAGUGGCUUAAAGACUAUCUCAACUUAGGCAGCAGUAGGCGUGACCCACCACAGCCCCCAAGGCCCGACUACACAGAGAGUGAGAUCCUGAGGGCAUACAGAGCUCAGAAAGAGUUGGACUUUGAAGACCCCUACCAGCCCUCUGAUAAGCAGCUCCAGAAUGGUGGCUAUAAAGGCUGUAGUACAACCUUGAGCCUCCCAUCGUUCCCUGCAUUUGGCUCUGUUCUACCGAAUGGAGUGGAGGUCAAAGUGGUUUCUCCCAAACACAGACUCAUCAAAGUGGACUCUCAGGAGUUUGGGCGCUGUGCUAACCCACUGAGCCCAGUCAUCGUCCACGAGGAACCGGUCGUUCCGUCUGCCCCAGCCGCAGGCGACCAGGACACAGACUACUCGGACCCCUUUGAUGCCCGCCCGGACCCCCGAACACGGACAGACUGGGAGCCCAGCACUGCCCCCGACAGCCGCAGCUACAUGGAGCCAUUCCAGGCCCAGAGGAUCAUCUCAGAGCUCCAACUCAGCGCGAUGAGCGGCGACGGAGACCAGCUGUACGAUAACCCGUACGAGGAGAGGGAGCGGCCCUACCACCCCCACCACCAGCCCCCCGGCCCCCAGGGCCAGGCCCUACCCCAGGCAGAGGGCAGGGAGAGCAGGCUGCCGCAGGACGACGAGCGGCCCGCCGACGAGUACGACCAGCCCUGGGAGUGGAAGAAGGACCACAUCUCUAAGGCCCUGGCCGUUCAGUUCGAGGGGGCAGAGCGGGAGCGUUCCCGGGGGCACCCUGAGCAGGCCCGGCCCCCCAGGGUCAGCCCCACCGCCGCGCCGGGGGGGUCCGCCACGCUGCGCAUGGUGGGGGACACCCCGCCCCUCCUGGGGGAGAGAGUGGACCCGGCGAUGCCGCUGGAGAGACAGGUGUGGUACCACGGAGCGCUGGGCCGCGGCGAGGCGGAGGGGCUGCUGACGCUGUGUAAGGAGAGCUCCUACCUGGUGAGGAAGAGCCAGAGCAGCCGCACAGACUUCUCCCUGUCCCUGAGGAGCUGUAAGGGCUUCAUGCACAUGAAGUUCAGCCUGUCCCCAGACGGCCGCUACGUCCUGGGGGAGAACAGCCCGCCCUUCUCCACCGUGCCCGAGGUCAUUCACCACUACACCACCCACAAGCUGCCCAUCAGAGGGGCCGAACACAUGUCCCUGCUGUACCCCGUCAUCGUGCAGACCCUCUGACACGCGCACUCACACUCCCUCACACACCUGUUGCUCCUGAAUAUGGCUUGCUUCACACUGAUCCCUGGUCAGUGUUGGUCAUCUUCAACCUCGAUCGCUCCUCUUCCUCUUCCCUGCGAACAGGGGCAUCUAAACUAGUUGGCUAGACUAGUGUCCUUCUAAACUAGUUGGCUAGACUAGUGCCCUUCUAAACUAGUUGGCUAGACUAGUGCCCUUCUAAACUAGUUGGCGAGACUAGUGCCCACUGCCCAUCUAAACUUGUUUGCAAGAGGAUUGCCAUUGUAAACUAGUUGACUAGAUUAUUACUCACUGAAACUAGUUAACUCGACCUGGCAUCUAAAAUAGUUUACUAAAGUAACCCUUCCAUCCUAACUACACUACCCUAGUUAAUUGACCAGUACCCAUCUUACCUUGUUAAACACUACUACCUAUCUUCAUUAAUAAAACACUAGUACCAAUUUCCACUAGUUAAAAAACUAAACAGUAAUAUAACUCUGAACUAACUUAACUAGUUAAGCGCUAGUCUUAACUAGUUGGUUUGACCAAUAGUCUUACCACCUUGACUUUAGUGUAAAUUGAACCUAACUAUAGCAAACAUCUUAACCAGUUAACUUGACUAGUACCCCUUACCAGUCUAACUUGUUAACUACCAUCUUAACUAGGUAACCAGACCGCCCGCUCCUGCCUUGUAUAUGGUGUGCACUGAGCCUGCCACAGUCUCUGCCUUUUUUUCAUUAUUUUUUAUUUGAACAUGAUAUUUAUUUCUCCCCCUGGCGCUGGUGGGACUCGCGUCUGUUUGAAACUGUUACGGGGUCAGCAGGGGAUUAUGGUACUUUGAGUUUUAGCUGGUGUGGAAGUUAGGAUAGCAAGUCAUCUUCCUUGACAUGGAUGCCUACGGAUGGCCUUGUUGUGUCAAUGUUCUCCCGUUUCAAAGGGGCCUGUAUGAGCAGGUGAAAUGAGUUGGCUUAGCACAAUGACAACACUAGUUUAGAGAAUGACUGCAGUAUUAUUCUAUUACAAGCUUGUUGCUUCAUGACUGUUAGUUUUGGCUACUGAAGCUUUGCUUGUUUCUCUGAUGUUGUUUUCAAACGAUGUGUUCAUUGACUGAUAAUAAAUUGUUGUUUUUAAAUAUAUGAU
Messenger RNA from Gadus chalcogrammus (walleye pollock), 2575 nucleotides. Its product is annotated as SH2 domain-containing adapter protein F-like. The record is from RefSeq and is a predicted model, not a curated record. Bases 215 to 1438 code for a protein of 407 amino acids. The transcript is spliced from 8 exons. Lineage: Eukaryota; Metazoa; Chordata; Actinopteri; Gadiformes; Gadidae. Gene Ontology annotation, molecular function: phosphotyrosine residue binding.